UAAAGAGGAGAUUGAAGACAUGAGUGAUCCAGAACCAUCCAGAAUAAAACAUGAAGAUACUGAGGAACAAAUAGACCAGAUGGAAGUGAAGGAGCAAAUACAGAAACUAAAUGAAAUGAAGAAACUCUGCGACUUCAAAACUCAAGGAACAAAAGCCAAAAAGUUGCACUCCUGCUCUCAGUGUGGAAAGAGUCUCCAAAAGAAAAUAAACCUUACGAUACACAUGAGAAUUCACACUGGAGAGAAACCGUAUACAUGCACUCAGUGUGGAAAGAGUUUUACUCAAGCAUCAAAUCUCAGUAAACAUCUACACAUUCACUCUGGAGAAAAACCAUUCAAGUGUGAUCAGUGUGGUAAAGGUUUUAAUUCAUCAUCAAAUCUAAUACAACACCUCAAAGUUCAUUCAGAUGAGAAGCCUCACUUGUGUUCUUUCUGUGGAAAGAGUUUUUCACGGAUGGACAGUUUUAAACUUCACCAGAAAAUACAUACCGGUGUGAGAGAUUAUGUGUGUUGCGACUGUGGGAAGAGCUUUACUGCAUCCUGUGAACUGAAACGGCACCAAAGGUUUCACACUGGAGAGAAACCGUAUACAUGCACUCAGUGUGGAAAGAGUUUUUCUCGAGCAUCAGGUCUCAGUGUUCAUCUGCUCCGUCACUCUGGAAAAAAAACUUUUAACUGCGUUCAGUGUGGUAAAUAUUUUAUUUUGUCAUCAGAUCUAAAAGACCACCUGAAAGUUCAUUCAGAUGAGAAGCCUUAUGCGUGUUCUCUCUGUGGAAAGAGUUUUCCACGGCUGAAGAGUUUUAAACAACACCAGAAAACACAUGAUGAAGUGAGAGAUCAUGUGUGUUGUGAAUGUGGGAAGAGAUUUACUAGAGCUGAUUGUCUGAAACGUCACCAACAAACUCAUACUGGAGAAAAACCUUACAAGUGCUCAUAUUGUGACAAGAGUUUUGCUCGGUUGGGACGUCUAAAAUCACAUGAGCGAAUUCAUACUGGAGAGAAGCCGUAUAUCUGUACUCUGUGUGAGAAGAGUUUCAAAGAUGCAACAGGUUUAAAAAAGCAUACGUUUAUUCACACUGGGAAAAAAACUAUUUUACUGUGAUCAGUGAGGUAAAAAUUUGUCAUCAAGUCUAAAACAACACCUUGUAGGAAACUCAGAAGCGAAGACCAGGAGACUUGGUUGUAACUUUAUCAGGAUUCUUUAUUGAGGACACGAGCUGUCGGUAGAUGCAGUCAUCAAGUCUAAGGCAGUGUUGUAGUUUAUAUACUUUUAGA
This is a messenger RNA of Rhinichthys klamathensis goyatoka, 1275 nucleotides long. RefSeq names its product gastrula zinc finger protein XlCGF8.2DB-like. Gene Ontology annotation, cellular component: nucleus. Gene Ontology annotation, molecular function: RNA polymerase II cis-regulatory region sequence-specific DNA binding; DNA-binding transcription activator activity, RNA polymerase II-specific. Lineage: Eukaryota; Metazoa; Chordata; Actinopteri; Cypriniformes; Leuciscidae. Gene Ontology annotation, biological process: regulation of transcription by RNA polymerase II. The record is from RefSeq and is a predicted model, not a curated record. The transcript is spliced from 2 exons. The coding region runs from base 20 to 1102 and encodes 360 amino acids.